Messenger RNA from Arthroderma uncinatum, 1581 nucleotides. RefSeq names its product altered inheritance of mitochondria protein 9. The transcript is spliced from 5 exons. Gene Ontology annotation, cellular component: mitochondrion. Lineage: Eukaryota; Fungi; Ascomycota; Eurotiomycetes; Onygenales; Arthrodermataceae. The record is from RefSeq and is a predicted model, not a curated record. The coding region runs from base 1 to 1581 and encodes 526 amino acids.
AUGGCGACGCGCACCCCAACAAACGAAUACCUCUUUUCGUACACAUCAGGACGAUUCUUGUUCAAUGAGGACCGCCGACGCCAGGAACGCUAUGUCGAGUUUGACGUUGAAGCCUUCAAGGAACUGGCUGCACAGGGCAUUGAGCCUGGCCAUGGCAAGGUCGCGCAUAUCGCAAAGUUUGCCGAAGGCGGGUUCAAUCGUGUUUUCCUUCUCACGAUGGACGACGGCUUUCAGGCGAUAGCCAAAAUUCCAUAUAAGAUUGCCCUUCCUAAACGUCAUGCGACCGCGAGCGAGGCUGCUACGUUAGAGUUCUUACGGCUGAAGGGUAUCCCAGUGCCAAAAGUUUACAGCUACUCUGCGUCGGUGGAUAAUGCAGCCGGAGUCGAAUAUAUUAUUAUGGAAAAAGUCAAUGGUGUACCAAUUGAGACGAAGUGGUUAUCGAUGACAAAGCGAGAAAGGCAUACGCUGGCUUCCAGCUUCGUGGAGAUUGAGAAAAAGCUCUUUGGUCUGCCAUUCCAUUCGAUUGGGAGCAUCUACUUUAAACAUGACUUGCCUCCGGGUCUUCAGGCACCUCUAUACUCCAGUGAUUGCAAGUCAGAUAGUACUUCAGAGAGCUUCUGCAUUGGCCCUAUUGCAGAUUAUAUGUUCUCAUAUGGGAAGAGAGCAGGACUAGACAUAUAUAGGGGACCAUGGGGGGAUUGGAAAUCCUAUCUCUGCGCAAUCGGCGAGAGGGAAAUUGAAUCAACUCGUCGGAAACACGAUCCAAAGCAAUACAUCGCACUUUUAGAAAAGUAUCUGGCGCUAGUUCCUUUCCUCCUCCCGAAAGAUGAUGGCCACCAACUAAACCAGCCGACUCUCCGUCAUCCAGAUCUAAACCCCAAUAACAUCUUCAUAUCCCCUGAAACCGGUGCAAUCUCCAGCAUCAUCGACUGGCAGCAUGCAACAAUAGAGCCACUACUUCUCGUGGCCGGCUAUCCCCGCGCUUUCGAAAAUCCGGAGGUAAAUGAGUCGCCAGAUCUAAAGGAGCCACAACUCCCGUCUAACUACGACUCACUACCUUCCGACGAAAAGGUUGAGGCUGAUGAGUUGUAUCGUCGGCAGACACUCUAUCAUUACUAUCGCGUAUGCAAUGGAGUAUGUAAUAUAACCCAUCUCAAGGCCCUGCGUGACCCAAUUUUACACCCUCGAAAACACCUCAUCGAUAGGGCAGGCCGACCGUGGAGUGGGAAUUUGAUUACAUUGAUGGGCGCACUGGUCAGAAUGACCGAGUACUGGUCCCUUCUCCCGGAUACAAAAGGGGUUGAUUGCCCCGUUAAGUUUGAAGCCGGCGAUUUGGAAGAAUUCCACAAAAAGGAGGAGAUUUGGUUUGCUAUCAAUGCUGUCGUGAAUCUCUGGCGGGACAAGAUUGGAGUGAACGAUGAUGGCUGGGUGAGCAAUGAGGGAUAUGCAGAUGCUGUCAAGACAGCAAAGCAGGUCAAAGCUGAGCUUUUAGAGGAGAUGAUGGGGGGCCAGGGUGACGAAGAGGAUAUUGAUUCGUUACAUAACCGUUGGCCCUUCCAGGACCAUGAGGAAGUCGAUUAG